Pieris macdunnoughi is the source of this 3999-nucleotide messenger RNA. The record is from the annotation of a GenBank genome assembly. Lineage: Eukaryota; Metazoa; Arthropoda; Insecta; Lepidoptera; Pieridae.
AUGCGCGUAGGCAUCCAUACUGGGCGCGUGCUGUGCGGCGUGCUGGGCCUGCGCAAGUGGCAGUAUGACGUUUGGUCAAAUGACGUCACUCUUGCUAAUAAUAUGGAAGCUGGAGGGGAACCUGGGCGGGUGCACAUUACUCAAGCGACGCUGGAGUGCCUGGGAGGCGCGUACGAAGUGGAGCCGGGGCACGGCGCUAGUCGCAACGCGUACUUACGGGAUCAUUCCAUACAGACCUACUUUAUUAUUCCUCCUCCCAGGCGGAGAAAGAUGUGCCUGACAGCCGGAAUGGGUCUAAGUACAGGGUCCCGGAGGAAACUCUCGUUCAAAAACGUUUCAAACGUUGUAGUACAAUUAUUGCAUUCGAUAAAAUUCAAUGUCGAUGUGCCAUUUUCAAACAUGGCCGCUUCGCCACAGGAGCUCAAAGCUAACGCCGCUAGAAAGGUGCAAGACUUGCGUCGCGCGCUGCACGCCGAGCCGGGCUCCGCGGAGGCUCUGCGGCUGGCUGCCCUGAAGGACGACGUGAGCGCGCUGCACCGCCCCCCGCCGCCCUCGCCCCCUGCCUCCGCCCCGCACCAACACACCUUCGACGCCGUCAUGCAACACCACGCACUACGCACACAUGCAACGAAUAAAGUGACGGAGAAGUUUAAGCGGCCUUUGAAAAAGCGUCAUUCCUCUGUGUACCACCAGCCCACGAACCGCGUCAACAAGUACCUGGCGCAGGCCAUUGACGCGCGCUCCGUGCACCGCGAAAAGGCCACGCACGUGCACUUGCUGACACUUUGCUUUAAGGAACCUGAUAAAGAAGAACAGUAUCGCGCUUCAACAGACGGUGGAUGGGCUGGUUCUUUGAGUGCUGCUUUGGGUGCUUUAGUCGCAGCUGGAGCGCUCCAAGCCGCAAUACUACCACGGACAUUGAUCCUUCUUAUACUCUUCGUAAUCGCCUUCGUGUGGUCUGCUGCUGUACUCGUUCUGACUUUGGCAGCCAGGUUAAGACUCAUACCCUGUGAUGUAUCAAGACCCUUUGCUCUAAGGAAUGCCAUUACUACGUUCACUAUUGUUUUGGGCUACGCUGUCGGACAAGCUAACGUGUUGUCAUGCCAACCGGUAAACGUGUGCGGCAACCUAACGGAGAACACCACGACCAUGGAUGGACUGAGAUCUCUUAGAGGGGAUGCGGUAUCCGCUCUAUGGAGCAGUCCGGACAUUCAUCGCAUGUGCCCUAUACCACUUUACAUAACUCUCGGGUGCUGCUUGAGUAUGUUAACCGUCGCUGUCUUCUUGCGAUUACCGAUAUUGAUAAAGGGGAUUUUACUGGCGGUGAUGACGGCAGGAUAUGUCGCUGUGAUGCUGAUUUACCAUAAAUACCUGUUCGAUUGCUACGAUCUUAUGACUGAUUCGGGCGUAGUUAGUUCGGCAUACGUGUCAAGUGCGUGGGCGGUGGCUCUGGCACUUGCUGUGCUGCUGCAUGCGAGGCAGACCGAGUGGACGGCGAGGCUCGACUUCUUGUGGCAGGUGCAGGCCAGGGAUGAGAAGCGGGACAUGGAUGCGUUACAGGCAUCAAACAGAAGAAUACUUUUUAAUCUGCUCCCUGCACACGUGGCUACACAUUUCUUGGACAAUCAGUUCAGGACAAAUAUGGACCUCUACCACCAGUCGUACCACCGGGCCGGAGUGGUCUUCGCCUCCAUCACCAACUACCACGAGUUCUACAUGGAGCUCGACGGCAACAACCAGGGAAUGGAGUGUCUGAGGCUGUUGAAUGAAAUUAUUGCCGAUUUUGAUGAGUUACUCGGCGAAGAACGAUUCAGUGCGAUUGACAAAAUAAAAACUGUCGGUUCAACGUACAUGGCAGCGGUCGGUCUAAUACCGGACAAGAAGAUGGCCGACGACCCGAGCACAAAGAAACAUUUAGCGACACUUGUGGAAUUUGUCUUCGCUAUGAGAGAUAAACUUAAAGAUAUUAAUGAUAAUUCUUAUAACAACUUCAUGUUACGAGUUGGCAUAAACGUCGGACCAGUCGUGGCCGGCGUGAUCGGGGCGAGGAAACCCCAAUAUGACAUUUGGGGCAACACCGUGAACGUCGCGUCUCGCAUGGACUCCACGGGGUUGCCCAACCACACUCAGGUCACGGAGGAAGUCUUCCAGGCCCUCAAAGACUUGCCUUAUCAAUUCGUGUGUCGGGGGAAGGUCAAAGUGAAGGGUAAGGGGGAAAUGACAACCUAUUUCUUGACAGACCGAGCGCCCACGAGCACCAACAACCACCAUAUUAUCAGUAAUCCAGCUAAUCCGCCAAAUCCUCCCACCGCCUACGGCGGCGUAGCGACUCCUUUAGCCAUGUUGCAAAACUCGGCGCGAAGAGCCGUAGCGCCCGCGUCAAGACUUCCACCCUUACGAGAGGCGACCACCGCCGGAGAGAAUGAGCCACUGCUCCCAAACAACCACCAGAACGGCAACAAGGGCAACAAAGGACGCAGAAAUAACGUCGAAGAUACUCCCCCUCCGCCCCCACCCCACGGUAUAAACGGCAAUCCGAGGUGGCCUCCCCCGAGAGCUCUGGUUCCUCCCUGGCCUAGACCCCAGGAGCCUCGACCGCCGGUCGCCCACAAGAGGAGAGCUCCCCCCAGGUUACCCAGACCGAGAUCCAGCGAAAGUUUGCCCUUAGCGAGAAGUCCGAGGGUCCACUCGUCCGCCGACGAACUCAGUUCGCUGACGCGCUCCCCGAGUCUGAGCUCCUCCGACGAGAGUUAUUCCCGGACGACUGACGCUUCCCCUUCACCCCCGCGAGCCGCCCAAUGGCAGCCCCCUCGACCUCAAAAAGUCGAAAUAAACCCGAACCCGGGAUACGACUAUUACUCCCCCGUCAGAAAGGAGUCCCCCAACAUCAUUUACGACUUCUAUCUUAAGCACAGAUUGAAUAAAAAGCCGUCUCUCGAUGACAAACUCCUCGAUGGCAGUAUAAACCUUCACAAAGAUGACGACAAAUUGCAGAGGAGCAUAUUGAAUAUGCAUCAGAUGUCCGCCAAGAGAGACGGCAGCAGCCAAACGGAUAAAAAAGACGUCCCGCACAGAUUUACGCAAAGGACGAGCUCGUUUUCGAGUUCGGGUAGUCGUCCGACUAAUUUGAAACAUUUGAACGAUGCAAGGGAAGUCUUCACUAAACGCAGCCCUUCUGACAUCGCCUGUGUUCCGCCAUUCGAAAGGGAGAUACAGAGACUACUCGACGAUAAGAAUCUCGUGUUGAAUUCUCCAAAAAUCGAAAGAAAGGAUUUGAAAUUGGACCUAAGGGCAGCGAACGCGUGCGUCGAAGCAGUGCGCGCGAGCAACAACAACAGCAGUCCGCUGCACGCAGUGGGUUUGGCCGCCAUCACCCACUUGGCCAGGAACGACCCUCCCGUCCUCGCGCACCCCCCCGUGUUACCCUCUCCCCGGACGGACUUCCCGGGCGUCCUGCCCACGGAUGUAGUCGUGGACUUGCCUUCACCGACGCAUUCCAAGCAGAGCACCAAUCCUCCACCACGAAAGGAACCUGAAAUUACCAAAGAAAAGCGAGAAAAUGUGGAAAGACUACAUCACCGGGUACCCCACCAUCGAGAAUUAGGUGUUUACGGAGAGAGUCAAUCCGAGUGGAGUUCCUCGUGCUCCGAAGGAGAGGGAGAGGGAGAAUGCGGACAACCGGAGAGCACGGGCUACACCACAGACGACCCAGCUCUGGAAAACGUGUCUAUGCUCAACGAAGCCGGUCUGACGGACGCCGAGGCGGCCCUGAGCGACGUCAACUCCUGUUACUUCGACCGGGAUGAUGAUAUCUCUUCCCGGGCGUCCUCUCGUCUCUUGGACUCGGAGGCUCUGGUCUCCUUGGAGUCCCUCAGCGCUAUUUAUGACUCGGACGAACCGGCUCACAGGUAUUUGGCGAACAUUCGAACUGUCAGCGAAUCCAUCACCAGGAACUUCGGCCAGUCCGCUCACAUGACCGACGGCGAGAGCGACGUUUGA